AUGGAAACAUCAAAGCGCCGUUCCUUGGCCCAAAUCACUGCCCUCGAAGACGUGGUCAAACGGCUGCGAGCUGGCGAGAUGGUUAGCGAGACCGAGAUGCAAAAGAUGAGAAAAAGAGUGGGGCUUUUGAAUUCUCAUUACGGAAUUCAUGAUGAUAAGGACAGUCUCUUUGGUGAUGAUGCCACGUCCUCCACUUCGCAAAAAGCCACCGCUUGGAAGGAGGUGAUCAUGGGAAAGGCUGGAGCGACGAACGUGACUGAGGAGCAAGAAUUAUCCGAGUGGAACAAGGAAGAGCCACAGGGCAAAGUCUUGACACUCUUCCCACAAAGACAGAAUGUCAAGUUAGCACCCUCUGUGUCUACCGACACGGCUACACGACCAGCCGCAGCGGUCCAACCAGUCGAACGAUCAUCUCAACCUCAAAGCACAACAUCAAAUCCGCGAAAACCCAUCUUUUAUUAG
Messenger RNA from Acaulospora colombiana, 462 nucleotides. Lineage: Eukaryota; Fungi; Glomeromycota; Glomeromycetes; Diversisporales; Acaulosporaceae. The record is from the annotation of a GenBank genome assembly.